UGUCAAGAGGGGAAGGCCUUGCUCAGUCUAUUUAUUUUUUAUUUUUUCGCACCCUCCCACACAUUUAACGUCGCCAUAAUUGUGUUUUAUUCGUAUAGGUGGACGGGCGGUGUUCAUUUUAAGCUUUUUGGUGUCGACUGAAACACCGGAACGCCCCCCUCCAGUCGUUUGUCGGUCGUAAAGUCCGAACAUCCAGCUGAUUGCUUUGAGUGCUGUUCAAUUAUUCCAGUUCAAACUGAGCCGUUUCCUUUGACUUAACGGAAGGCUUUUUGUGGCUGAAGCGAGUUUGCCGACGCGAUAUUUAUUUAUUUUUUACCCAUAUGUGGACUUUCGGAGGAAUUGGACAGCUAUCGUUUUGUGUAAUUUGAGCGUUGAAGGCUUUUUCUCAUUGAACGACCAGGCCCCGGACUCAUCCCCAGCCUCGCGUUUCCUUAUCGGCUUUUUGUGUGUGCGUGUGUGUGGGUGCGCGCGCGUGUGGGUGCCUGUGUUUGUGUGUGUGUGUGUGUUGGAAGUCAUGGGAGACACUAGUGAACGAAGCAAACCUCCGACUCUACCUCCCAGGUGUCCCUGCGGAUUUUGGGGGUCCAGUAAAACGAUGAACUUAUGCUCCAAAUGUUUUGCUGACGUCCAAAAGAAGCAGCCAGUCGAAGACUGCACCCCCAAGCCCAUCCAAAGCACCGGGAGUAGCCAAUCGCCAGUUUUCAGUAGCGAGAUGAGCAGUAGCAGUAGCCAAUCCCUAUCAUUGUUGCCGCCCUCAAGCUCCGAGCAACUGUCAGCUGAAGAGCCCUUACCUGUGUUUUCCAGCACAAGGGAAGGUGUGUCGUCCACAGAAACAGCCCAAGGCACACUCUGCACGCCCACAAAACGUCCACGAGAAUCAGCCUCGGGCUCGGAGAGCGAGGCCACACCAGAGAAACGACCACGGACAGAAGAGAAAGAAGGGAGUGGCGAAGAGGCCCGCGGGACGCCCAAGCAGAAGAACCGUCGGCGCUGCUAUCGCUGCCAAACCAAACUAGAGCUGGUGCAGCAGGAACUGGGAUCCUGUCGCUGUGGCUACGUUUUCUGCAUGCUCCACCGUCUACCCGAGCAACACGACUGUCUGUUCGACCAUCUGGGCCGCGGACGUGAGGAGGCCGUCCUCAAGAUGGUGAAGCUGGACCGCAAGGUGGGCCGUUCAUGCCAGCGCAUCGGGGAGGAGUGCUCCUGAUUGGCCACAGAGUGAGCAGCCAUCCAAUAAAACAGGAGCUUACAAAGAGGA
Molecule: messenger RNA, 1258 nt
Organism: Haplochromis burtoni (Burton's mouthbrooder)
Lineage: Eukaryota; Metazoa; Chordata; Actinopteri; Cichliformes; Cichlidae
Product: AN1-type zinc finger protein 3
Exons: 6
Coding region: 515-1207 (230 amino acids)
Molecular function (GO): zinc ion binding; DNA binding
Source: RefSeq, a predicted model, not a curated record